UAAUUAUAAGUUAAAAGCUAAUAUUUUUAUAAAGAAUUAAAAUAACAUCAAGAAUAUGAUUAUAAUUAAUAACCCGGUGACCAACUAUUCUGUCCAUAAUGCAGAAACGUUAAACAGGUUGCAGACUUUCAGGUACACCCUGUGCCUCGUCUUUACUGAACAAAUGUGUCCAAGAGAAUACGCUUUUUUGUCUCUUCUUUUCUAUUUAUUUCCUUACAAUAAAUACAUUUUUUAAUUUUAAUCCAAAUUUCAAAAUGUUCAAAAUAUUGUAUUUAAUUUUUAUGAUGCAAUACAUUAAAAUAAAGAAAAUGAAACAUCGGAAUUUUACACGCCCAUCGAUGGCAGACGAACGUGCAGUUGUUCUGUCUACUUAACAUGUCAGGUUAAGUAGACUACUUUUAUUAUUAAAAAAUUUGUUAAAUCGGGAAAGUUUAAAAUUAAAAAGUUUAAGUCGAGAAUGAUUUUAGAAGAACAAAUCAAAUUAGUGUUGAAAUUUCGGCUACACAAUGUCUGGCUUUGGAUUUCUUCAAUCAAUAAUAUUGCUCAUAAAUAUUCUAGGCCUGGUAAAUAUUUGACAGUGUAUCUAAUUUGUAGUAGUACCUCGUAGAAUUUGAGUAAAAAUUUAAAUUUUUUAAAUAUAAUUUUAGAAUCACAUAAAUUGUGUGAAGGUUAAUUUCAAUAUACAUUUAAUUAUAUAUAUUGUGAUAUUACAAAUAUGUUUUAUAUAUAUAUUAACUAUACGAAUUAUUUAAAUGGCUAUUUUAUAAAUAAAUAUAAUUAUUCGUUACAUUAUUAAUUGUUUAAAUAUUAAAUAAAACUUUAUGCGAAAUAUAAGUUGUAAUGAAGAAUUUGACGUUCGCGCAUUGACAUUUGCCCCAGUCAAAUUAAAUGUGUUGCAUCACUUUGUCAAGGCCGGCAGUACUUUGAACUGGAGCUGGCUCAAGUGGGAUCGGCAGCUAAAGAAGAUCUUGAACUUCUCAGUUUCGCAAUCCGACGAAUUGGUAGUGCAGGAUAUCGAUUGGCUUAAGACGAUUUUAUCGUGGAUUGAAGCGGCCCGGUUAAUCAUCAGUCGCGUCUCACUUCUUGCGUACGUGGCCAAUAUCUACACGAUAUUCACGCAAAGCCGGCAAAACUUGCUCGUACUUUGGAUGAUCCUCAGCUUUCUUAAGGAUUUCGUUUUGGAAGUCGUCGUAAUUGUCAUCACUUUUUUACUGUGGCGCAAGGGAAGCGUCCCGACGUCGCGUCUCGUUGAGUUUAUCACGGAGAAAUCGAUAUGGCUAGUUAUCUUCAUCUGCAAGUGUUAUCCGACUCUCAAGUGGUACAUGCAGCUGCGAAAGGUGGCGAAAUUCCGUAGGUUCACAAUGAUCGCGCGGAGAAGUAUCGCGAGUAUCGCCGAUGUCCCCGGCAGGGUCGGCCGUUCCCUGGACGACGAGUGUCUCGACAUAGCGAUAAUCAGACGGGGCAAGCACGCGAGUCUGUUGAAUCUAAACGGAUACUUUGUGGACCUGUCCAGCAGAACAAACGCCAAGUCCCUGACGACCCUUGUCACCGACGACACGAGCGACGCGAACGAUUACAAUUCCGACGUCAACGAUGACUUGAGCGUGGCCGAAAAGUCGAUGAGGAUGCUGAAAGUAACCGCGGAGGAUGUGAUGGACGCGCGUUCCAGGAUACUCGAGCGAUCCUACUGGGAGGAGCAAGACGCGGGGACAUCUGAAGUGAUGGAAGAAAGAGCGGCGCAGUUUCCUUUCCUUCCAGAGGAGGACAAGGGAAAAGUAUUAAGAAAUAAACUGGCGAAGGGUGACGUGGAAAAAACUGUGGCUCACGUUUUGAGAAAAGAAUUUAACAGGAAGGAACAGAUUUUAACUGCAGUUCGGGAUAAUGUUUCAUUAGUAAAAAGUGAAAACGUGAAUCGCGCUUUGAGAAAGGAAGACAUUAUAGGGAAUUCUACGGUGAAGAAACAAACCGAAGAAGAAAAAGAUGAAGAAAAGGGGGAUGACGAAAUUGUUCUAGUUAACGGAAAAGAAGAGAUUUUAACUGGAGAUCAGGAAAACGUUUCAUUAGUAAAAAGUGAAAACGUGGAUCACGCUUUGAGAAAGGAAGACAUUAUAGGGAAUUUUACGGCGAAGAAACAAACCGAAGAAGAAAGAGGUGAAGAAAAGGGGGAUGACGAAAUUGUUCUAGUUAACGGAAAAGAAGAACAGAUUUUAACUGGAGAUCAGGAAAACGUUUCAUUAGUAAAAAGUGAAAACGUCAUUUCCAACAAAGUGGAGAGUGGCGCGAAGUCAACGGAAUCUCGUAACGUUUAUGCGGCAUCGAAGAAGAAGAAAAAAGAGAAAGGGGAAGGAGUCGCAAAGACUGUGCAGUGCCCCUCGUUCCAGAGCGAGAAGGAGGCCAAGCCGUGUGCCUCCCUGGUGAGGAAAUUAGAAGCGAAACUCUAUCGUAUUUCCGUGAACCAGCAGGAGAACACUCGGCUCGAGCGAGUUGAUUGGAGAAAGCAUCCUUCGUGUCAAAUCGACGCACCGCUGGUGCCAACUGGCCCGGAGGAAAGUGAAAAGGAACGAAACUAUAAAAACUCAAAAAUAUCAUGCGCGUGCCAUCGUGCCUUGCGCAACGGUUCGAAAAACGGGAAAAACGUGGAAUACAACGUUAAUGAGAGAGAAUUCAAGUCCUUCUCACCUAUCGUCAAUAUGCAGCGAGGCAGAAUCGACAGGUCCGCGUACGGAUAUUCGGAAGCGUACCGUUUGAAGAAGCAGAUCGAGAAAUGCGAGGAAUCACACAAGAGGCAAUCCUGGGGGAGCAAGUCCUUAGCCCAAGCUGCACGACCCUCGGGAUACGAGGGGAUCGUCGUCGAUGCGCCUGACAAACUGUCCACGGAAAAUUGUCGAGGAAACGUUCAGACUGAAGAGACUUGCGACGAGACGGCGACGGGGACGACGACGAUGAUGACGUGCGAUUCUUCGAGCAAGCAACGUAGAUGGAAGCCCGAGCAGAUGCGAAAUAGACGGUCGGCCGAGUUGCGUACCGUUUACAACAUGGCAUCGUUCGGAGAGGAGAAUUACGCGGAGGCGCGCGAAAUAAGGACGAAAGCGUUGGAUACUUCUGACAAUUUUAUGUUGGCGAACAAAAGGGAGACGAGAGCGAGGAAAAGGCACGAUCUGCCGCCGGCGAGUCGCAAACUGUCGAGCGAGCGACGCGAGGCGAUAGAGCUGAGAGCUCUGAGGGCUUACAACGAGCUCACCUUGUCGGAGGAUAAGAGAGAGCUGGGAGCGCGAAGGGGACGCGACUCGUCGUUGAUUCACGGCGCACCGACAAAGGAAUCCGAAGAGACGAAAGUCGUGAAAACUUGUAACAAUCCCAGCCCGCCGGAAGACAAAACGGUGACGGUGAGAGCAGGGGGGCGCAAUUUGUCGCCGAGUUUUCAGCGAUCGGUCGGCGAACGACGCGCCUCGAGAGUUCGCCAUCGGCUCGCGCGGUCGGGAAGCGAGAGAGAGUUGGAGAUUAGGAGAAAACGCGACUCGCUGACGAGCGAAACGCCAUCGGAACGCGAGGAACCUGUCGGGGCCCCGACAGGCGUCUCUAAUCGUCUCUCAAUCGCCGGCAGCUGCAUGGAUACCGCGAUUCCCGCGCGUCGGAACGCGAACCACGACUCCAACCGUUACGCAAGGCAGGCGCCGCUGAAUCUCCGGGAGAUCACGAGGAACAUCGAGCGGGUCGCUCAUCCGCGGGGCGUGAUACUCGCCAACAAGAAUCUGCACGGUCAAUUCCCGGGGGACGGGAGACUUCGGGAGGGCCAGCAGCGCGACAUCGUCGACGACAACACCGUCGGCGCGAUGCACAGCGCGUUCUUCUUCAAGCCCGAGAUCGUGACGCGGGUCUUCUGGCGGGCUCACAAUCCGACGGGGACGACCGAGGGGUUCUUUCCGAGUUUUCCGAUCUUGCGGCAGGAGGACCUCGACGCGGAAUUCGUCUGUCGGAUGGACAACGAGAUGAUUACGCACAACCGGGACGAGUUGUUCGAGCAAAAAGUGGAAAAUGAUCAAGACGAUCUUGGAGAUUCAACGCUGCCCGUCGCUAAUGACAAUCGCGGCGAGCAGGGCCACAAUCUCUGUGUAAUAUUCGUCGAUCGGGAGCAGGUGCCGAGCGAAUCGCAAGUGGCGACAGAAAGUUCGGCGGCCAUCGGACUCCAAGGGGACACACGUUUGAAUAUCGAAAAUAGUCGGAGGAUAAACGUCUUGAUAUUCGACGAAAAUCACAAUCGCGUGGACAAUGCGAUCGAUGAUAAUUUGCCAGUUCGACUGAUCGCCGACGUAGGUAACUAUGAUGUCGAGCUGUCGGAGCGGAGUAUACGCGACGUCGCGUUGCCGAUCGAAGACGCGGGUAACGUGAAUGUACAUAACAGUCCUCCAUUUCAAGAAUUCAAUGCGGUAAAUCAAACGGACACCGUAAAACUGGACAGAGAAAACAAUAACGAGAGCGAAAUAAUUUCUUCGCGUAGAAAUGCGAAUGCUGAUGGUACAAUCCACGGAACCGAGCAAGUUAAAUUAAUCACUUUGAACUCAAGUGAUAAUUGUGCGGCUAAUGUAAACGAUAUGUCGUAUGUUGGUUCGUUAGAAAAAUUAAAUAAUUCGAGAGGUGAGAAAUAUUUAAGCGCAAUAGACAUUCAUUCUGAAAACGAGAUAUACGAGAUUAAUUUAUCUCACGAAAGUAUUGACAACGACAUCACGACGCAAUUAUCGGACAGCAAUAAUAACAAACAGUUCGACACAUUAAAUAAUAAAGCCGAGAAAAGUAUGUCUAAUCAUGUUCUUAGGAAUUCUUUGAAAUCAUCUUUACCCGGUCCAUCGUCAUUUAUUGAAGAUAAUAAUUGCCAUGAAUUAAAAUCAUGCAACGAACAGCUGCAAAAAUUGACCCAACUUUCAAAUAGCGUAGCUACGUUAAAUGAUCAAAGAGAAGCGUCAGUAUCGAAUUUAGAGACCACCCUGCAGGACGAUGCAAGAAGUAAAAUUGACGCUUACAAAAAAGCAAAUGAAUUUUUGGCAGAAAAAAUUUUCAAAAUGCAUUCAGACGAUAAGCUACAGCGAGACGAUAGUUUUUGCUUCAUGUAUGACAGAAGUGAUGAUUCAGGAACGCCGGUUUCGUUGGAAGACGGCAGUUUGAUGGAGGAGUUUCCAAACGAUCCUCUACCGCCUGUAAACACUUUUUAACUCUUAAACGAGAAAUUACGCAUAUUAUCAAUAAAAACUGCGCACGGAGAGAAUUUUCUCUUAAAAAUUACCCUGAAAAUCGUGGUAAUUGUGA
This is a messenger RNA of Monomorium pharaonis (pharaoh ant), 5301 nucleotides long. RefSeq lists its product as uncharacterized. Lineage: Eukaryota; Metazoa; Arthropoda; Insecta; Hymenoptera; Formicidae. The transcript has 3 exons. The record is from RefSeq and is a predicted model, not a curated record. Bases 822 to 5207 code for a protein of 1461 amino acids.